AUGAAGGGUCUCUCUGGUGGCCGCCCUGCCCAGCUGCAGCUCACCUCUCCCAUCUCAGCUCACACCUGUGGCCUGGCCGAGUGCGACCAUUCCCUGGACCACCACCUUUAUCAUGGCGACUCAAGGUCACCCUCCUACCUCCUUAGCCCCACUGAGAGCUGCCCCCUUGAUGGUCACCACCGCUGCUCCCCGCGAAGCUCCAUCCACUCUGAGUGCAUGGUGAUGCCCGUGUCCAUGUCAGCCACUGACCACUCCAUCUCUAGUAGCACUUUCCCCCGCAUGCACUACGGCAGUGCCACACGGGACAACGCUGGAAACACGUCUGGUGGCAGGGACUCCCGAGAUGACUGUGGCUCCUCCUCACACGGCGGCAGCGGCAAGAUGAACCGAAUCCCAGCAAACCUCAUGGACCAAUUUGAAAAGCAGAUGCCGCUGCAACGGGAUGGCUUCCACACAUUGCAAUACCAACGCACCUCCACCACAACCACGACCACAGAGCAGCGCAAUGAAAGUCCUGGGCGAAUACGCCACUUAGUUCACUCGGUACAGAAGCUUUUCACAAAGUCGCACUCUCUAGAAGGAUCCUCCAAGAUGAAUGGCACCAAAGGCGACUCGCACCGGGAAGGCUCACACCACCACCAUAACCAUCACCAGGGCCACCACAAACACAGCAAACGCAGCAAGAGCAAAGACCGUAAAUCUGAUGGUGGUGGCAAGCAACGCUCUGGAGGAUGGUGGAGCUCGGACGACAACCUGGAUAGCGACAGCACAUACAGGACGCCGAGCCUCAUGUCGCGACAUCCCGUUGAACACAUCAGCCACUGUUACCCUGACUCCAUGCACAGCCACCUGGCAGGAGACCUGUCGCUAAAACCCUCUAAGAGCAACAACGACGUCAAGUGCUCGGCCUGCGAGAGCAUAAGCAUGGCACCAGAGGGCAAAUUCAUGAAGAGGAGCUCCUGGUCAACACUAACGGUCAGCCAGGCCAAGGAGGCCUACAGGAAGUCCUCACUCAACCUGGAGAAGCCCAUGACACCAAUUGACCUCAAGCCCAACAUCAGGCCCUGUCACUAUCUACAGGUGCCCCAGGAUGAGUGGGCGGGUUACCCUGGCGGCGGGAAGGAUGACGAGAUCCCCUGUCGUCGGAUGCGGAGCAGCAGCUACGUUAAAGCCAUGGGGGACGAGGAGAGCGGCGAGUCGGAUUCCAGCCCCAAGACUUCGCCUCAGAAGCUGGUGCGGCCAGACGCCCUGGUCAAGGCCAUCAUCAGACCAAGGGAACUGCUUGAUUCUCAGAGUCAGAGCUACCACCUGCAAGCCGCCAGGGACAUGCACCCCGGCAUUGCCCUGGAUCCCUCAGCCAACUACAACUCGCCCAAGUUUCGCUCCAGGAACCAGAGCUACAUGCGGGCUGUCAGCACCCUCAGUCAGGCUAGCUGCGUUAGCCAAGUGAGUGAAACAGAAAUAAAUGGCCAGUUUGAGUCGGUGUGCGAGUCGGUGUUCAGUGAGGUGGAAUCCCAGGCCAUGGAGGCCUUGGACAUCCCCGGCUGCUUCCGCACCCGCAGUCACAGCUACCUGCGAGCCAUCCAGGCCGGCUACUCCCAGGACGAUGACUGCAUCCCCCCCAUGGCCUCCACUGUCACCUCCACCAUCAGAGCCACCACAGGGAUCCAGUUCUGCCUCCCCUCCACCUGCAGCAUUGAUCGGACUCCCCAACAAACCCCAGCCAUCACCUACACACCCAACUACAAGAAGACCCCCCCUCCGGUCCCCCCGCGCACCACCUCCAAACCCCUCAUCUCCAUCACAGCCCAGAGCAGCACCGAGUCCACCCAGGACGCGUACCACGAUGGGAGGCACCCUCACGGUGGGAUGUGGGCCCCCGACGGUCUCAGCCUGGGGUUUGGUCCGGGUCGGGGACUCUACAACUCCACCGACAGCCUGGACAGCGCUAAAGCCGUGACCAUAGCCAUGGAGGCAGCCGGGGUCAUGGCGGGAAAGAGACACCCGUCCACAGACAGCCACAGCUCGGUGCUCACCUGCGACAAGGCCGUCCUGGUGUCCAAGGCCGAGGAGUACCUGAAGACACCUCGAUCGUCUAUAGGGAUACAGGUGGAAGCAGCCACCGACUCCGAAUCGGAAAGCAAAAGCUCACCGGAGUACCACUCUGUUGGGAUCCAGGUAGAAGAUGAUAAGAAAGGACAGGGCAGGUUCAAGCGCUCCAACAGUGUGACUGCAGCUGUGCAGGCUGACAUGGAGCUGGAGUGCUUCCCCACCAUGGAGGACAAAGGCCUGCAGUUCGGCGGGGGCUUCCAGCGCCACUCGGAGCCCAGCACCCCCACGCAGUACGGGGCGGUGCGAACCGUACGCACCCAGGGACUCUUCAGCUACCGCGAGGACUACCGUACCCCCAGUGAACCCCCCAGCCCCAGGGAGACGACCAGCGAGGCCACAUGGCAGCUGGAGCCCCCCUCCCAGCGGGAGAGCGCAGUCUCGUCAGUGGAGUCGGGCAGGGCGUCCCCCUCCCUGCGGAGGGACGGGAGCUGGUUCAUGCAACUGCUUCACACGGAGACCAAGAGGAUAGAGGGCUGGUGUAAAGAGAUGGAGGCCGAGGCUGAAGAGAACGACCUGUCAGAGGACAUCCUAGGGAAGAUCCGAAGUGCAGUGGGAAGCGCUCAGCUGCUCAUGUCUCAGAAAUUCCAGCAGUUCUAUUGGCUGUGUCAGCAAAACCUGGACCCCAGUGCCAUGCCGCGGCCCACCUCUCAGGACCUGGCCGGCUUCUGGGACCUGCUGCAGCUCUCCGUCGACGAUGUCACCAUGAAGUUUGACCAGCUGCAGCUCAUCAAGAACAACAACUGGAGGCCCGGCGACAGCCCGGAGAAGAAGGGGAGGAGCCUCCCCGGCACGCCCCCAGCUCCACUACCAAAGAAGACAGUUCGACAGAGGAGUUUGGUGACAAGGGAGAAAUCCUUGGACCUCCCAGACAGGCACCGACAGGAGGCCCGGCGGCGGCUCAUGGCGGCCAAGCGGGCGGCCUCCUUUCGGCAGGACUCGGCCUCGGAGCGAGCGGACAGCAUCGAGAUCUAUAUUCCUGAGGCUCAGACCAGACUUUGA
Molecule: messenger RNA, 3111 nt
Organism: Limanda limanda (common dab)
Lineage: Eukaryota; Metazoa; Chordata; Actinopteri; Pleuronectiformes; Pleuronectidae
Gene: dlgap2a
Product: discs, large (Drosophila) homolog-associated protein 2a
Exons: 11
Coding region: 1-3111 (1036 amino acids)
Biological process (GO): signaling
Cellular component (GO): postsynaptic specialization; glutamatergic synapse
Molecular function (GO): molecular adaptor activity
Source: RefSeq, a predicted model, not a curated record